Messenger RNA from Thlaspi arvense, 1618 nucleotides. Lineage: Eukaryota; Viridiplantae; Streptophyta; Magnoliopsida; Brassicales; Brassicaceae. The record is from the annotation of a GenBank genome assembly.
CGUUUUGCUGUUCCGUCUGCUUCCUUCUUAUUAAAGCCGUCGCUUUUUGUCUGGUUAUUGUGUUUGGUUCCAGUUUAUAUUAACCGCUUGUGCUCUUUGUUAAAAUUUGGGUUUUUGGAUCCGUGAAUUGGACUUUUUUACUGAUUACGGCUCAUUCCGAUGCUUAGAGACGAUAAUUGUUCUUAUUAAAUCUUUAAUGUAAUCAAACAUGAAACUGUUUUUCUUCCGUGCAGCUGAUUCAUUAUCAAUGUGGUUCGACUGUUUAAUAUUGCGUAGCUUUGGAUCGAUAAUUUAAUUAGACUGUGUUGUGAUUUUGUGAGAAUCCAUUGUUUGGUAAAAACCGUGUUGUUUCAGUAAUUAACUCGAGACUUUUGAAUUUUCAGAAAAAGAAGCUGAAUCUCAUUCUACAAGUGUGAUUCCGAAUCUCAAGAUGUUACCAACUGAGUCAAAGAAGGCCUUGUCUUUCAAAAGAUACAUUGAAGAUGGCGACUUAGUUAUCGUUUACGAAAGACAUGAUGUGAUGAAACCAGUUAUAGUAAGCAAAGACGGUGUGCUUCAGAACCGUUUUGGAGUGUAUAAACACUCGGAUUGGAUCGGGAAGCCAUUAGGGACGAAAGUAUUCAGCAACAAGGGUAAAUUUGUGUACCUGUUGGCUCCCACUCCCGAGCUAUGGACACUGGUCUUAAGCCACAGGACUCAGAUUCUUUACAUUGCGGAUAUCAGCUUUGUGGUAAUGUACCUGGAAGUUGUCCCUGGCUGUAUUGUUCUUGAGUCAGGCACGGGAAGUGGUUCGCUUUCGACUUCACUUGCUCGAGCUGUUGCUCCAACUGGACAUGUCUAUUCGUUUGAUUUCCACGAGCAACGAGCUGUCUGUGCAAGGGAAGAUUUCGAGCAGACGGGUAUCAGCAGUUUAGUAACCGUUGAGGUUAGAGACAUUCAAGGACAAGGGUUUCCUGAGAAACUGUCGGGUUUGGCUGAUUCGGUGUUUCUAGACCUUCCACAGCCUUGGCUCGCGGUUCCUUCUGCAGCAAAGAUGUUGAAGGAGGAUGGAGUUCUCUGCUCUUUCUCGCCUUGCAUCGAGCAAGUACAACGGACUUGUGAAGUCCUCAGAUCAGAUUUCAUUGAGAUAAGAACGUUCGAAGUGCUUCUCAGAACAUAUGAAGUGAAGGAAGUGAAAGUGGAUAUGGUUGGUCAGAGCCAGGACGAGAAGAAUGAAGGAUUGAGACCUUGCAAGAGAAAAUACCGUUCAAAGGAAGACGACACCGUUUCGCAGCAUGAUGACUCAUCUCUUGCUACUGCGACUAGUAAUUCAGUCGUCAUGGCUCGGCCUUGUAGCGAGGCUAGAGGUCACACCGGCUACUUAACGAAAACAAUGUGUCCUUUGAGAUUCAUACUAGUGUUCUUCUCAGUGGCACUCGCCGGAUAUUUCGCGUGGAAGACGGUGAAUUCUUCGCCGGAGCUUAGCUCAGACAACUCGCCGGUGGAAGCGAAGGAUAAAGAUAAGCAAGGACUCGAUUUCAAAAGGAAGAUGGAUAAUGUGUUCUGGAUGUUCGUUGAUAUGGCUACCGGAAGAUACCUUUGGAGAAAUCUCAAGGAGAUGAGUGACAAAAUUCAAUGA